Camelina sativa (false flax) is the source of this 2262-nucleotide messenger RNA. NCBI's taxonomy places the organism in Eukaryota, Viridiplantae, Streptophyta, Magnoliopsida, Brassicales, Brassicaceae. The record is from RefSeq and is a predicted model, not a curated record.
GUCUCUCUCACCUAGUGAGCUGGAGAAGAAAGGAACCGCAAACUCAUGAUGAACCAAAAAAAGGUCGAGCCCUCGUGAUGGCAAAUGAGACCAGAAGGACUAGUGUUCGAACCUUCAAACAAAACAAAAUGUAUAAAAAUCGUUUCUUUGUAUUCUCGAGUAUCUCUACCACCUCGAGAUCUGAAAUCUGAUUCUACCUUUUCAUUUUCUUUCUCAAAAGUCGCGGCUUUGAAAUAGUUUCUCGGUUUUCUAGUUGACUCAUUUUCAAGAUCUGGGGGCAUCUGUCAUUUCUUUUCUUUAAUACUAAAAGCUUUCUUCUUUCUUUCUUUCUUUCUUUUUUUUCUAUUUAUCCUCUUUGGUUUUUCAGCUGCUGUUCGUAGUAGGUGUAGCCCUUUACUUGCUUUUCAGCAAAAGCUGAGAGGUUUCUUCUGUUUUUUUUUUCUCUCUCUUUUGUCUUUGGGGAUCUGCGCAUUUUCUCAGAGUUUAUAUGGGAAAUGGGACCUUCUAAAGCAUGAUACUUUUCUUGUCUCACUUGUAAUUUUGUUGCUGAAGACGGAGCAAUGUCUGUAGAAACUUGGUGUAUGGUUCAGAAGAGUACUAGUUCUAGCUCAUGAGUUCGUUGGUACUUGGAAUCAAGAUGAUUGAUCAGUUCAUUAACUUUGUAAUUCGUCCUCCGAGGGCUGAAUAUGAUCCUGAUCAGUAUUUGUGGGAGAAAGAGUUUAGCCUCGGUGGCACAAAGUGUAAAAGACAAGACUUGGAGCUUACAAAUUCAAGGGGUCACACCUUGCGUUGCAGUCAUUACGUUCCCUCGUCUUCUCAGGAGGAUACUCCUCUCCCAUGUGUUAUAUACUGCCAUGGCAAUAGUGGAUGUAGGGCAGAUGCAAAUGAGGCGGUUAUGGUUCUUCUUCCAUCUAACAUUACUGUUUUCACCCUUGACUUCUCGGGAUCGGGCUUAUCUGAUGGUAAUUAUGUAAGCCUUGGCUGGCAUGAGAAAGAUGAUCUCAAGACUGUGGUAUCUUACCUGAGAAACAGCAAUCAGGUGUCUCGUAUUGGACUUUGGGGACGAUCUAUGGGUGCAGUUACCAGCCUUCUUUAUGGAGCAGAAGAUCCUUCAAUUUCUGGGAUGGUCUUAGACAGUGCAUUCUCAAACUUAUUUGAUCUGAUGAUGGAAUUAGUGGAUGUCUACAAAAUCCGACUUCCGAAAUUCACAGUUAAAGUAGCUGUGCAGUACAUGCGGCGAAUAAUUCAGAAAAAGGCGAAGUUUAAUAUUAUGGAUCUCAACUGUGUUAAGGUUUCGCCCAAGACUUUCAUUCCAGCUUUAUUUGGGCAUGCAAGCGGAGACAAAUUCAUCCAACCUCAUCACUCUGAUCUCAUUCUCAAGUGCUACGCGGGAGACAAAAAUAUUAUCAAGUUUGAUGGUGAUCACAACUCUUCGCGGCCGAAAUCUUAUUAUGAUUCAGUGUUAAUAUUCUUCUACAAUGUUCUUCGCCCGCCUCAAAUUUCUUCAGCUUGCUCUUCUAAACUUGAAAGUUAUUACAGUCUGGGAGAUAUCAAUAGCGCUACUGGUUUGGAUGAGAGUUUUCUUUAUGAGAUCAUAUCUGGUCUUCGCUCUGCAUGUAUCGAUGUUGCAAGUUCUUCUUCUGCGCCUCCUGCCCCUCUAACCACAAAGCCAACAAAUGAGCUCCUUUCAGAAGCCAUCCCCAUGACAGAUACAAAUGACGUGCCUGUAGAAGAUAAUGAUCACACCAUGGAGGACCCUGAAAACUUCGAGGGGAAGCCUGUUGACCAGUUUGAAGAAGGCUGUUCGUUUACAAGCUCCAACAGGGAAAGCUGGGGCAGAUGCUCUUCAUUAGGAGGCACUGAAGAAGAUGAGAGUUUGACUGCUGGCGAGGGUGAUCAGAUCGAGAAGACUGCUGAUAUAAACAUGGAACAAAAGCCAAGAGACUCUAGUAAAGAAGAAGAAGAAGAAGAGAAGAAGGAGAAGAAAAUUAAGAACGGAGGUGAAACAGAUACAAAGAAGUCUAGACACGAGAAAUUGGAAAGGUUGGAGGCUUUUAGCAGAAGACUGCGGCAUCGCAUCCUAAAGCGAGUAAACCAUAGAAGACAUCGUUCACCUUGACAAAAGUUCAAAAAAUGCUCUUAACUGUUGUAUAUCUCUGUAUCUCAUUAUGCACACUUCUCCUUCGAUUUGGCAAAUGGAAUCACAUGCAGCCAUUACCACAUUUAACCUCCAUCACAUCCUUACUAUUGUUUCAAAUGUCA